Cervus elaphus (red deer) is the source of this 896-nucleotide messenger RNA. RefSeq names its product ferritin heavy chain-like. The coding region runs from base 92 to 610 and encodes 172 amino acids. Lineage: Eukaryota; Metazoa; Chordata; Mammalia; Artiodactyla; Cervidae. Gene Ontology annotation, biological process: iron ion transport; intracellular iron ion homeostasis. Gene Ontology annotation, cellular component: cytoplasm. The record is from RefSeq and is a predicted model, not a curated record. The transcript is spliced from 2 exons. Gene Ontology annotation, molecular function: ferrous iron binding; ferric iron binding.
GCGGCCGCCAUUACCCCUCCAGCCCAGAGCCCGCACCCAGCCACCUGCCCUCUAGCUCUGAGCUCGCCUCCGGCCGCCCACACCGUCCACCAUGGGAACGGUUCGACGAGUCCGCUGGCGCCGGCGCCCGCGCCCGCGCCCGCGCCCGCAUCCCGGCCGAUUCCAGCCCGGCAGACACCUCAUCCGAGCCGCCAUUUCCUGGUUCUUGGAGUGGCCCGCCGUGCUGCCCACACCGCCCUCACAGCACAGCAGGACAGCCGAGAGCCUGGCGUUGCUGCAGAACCAGCGUGGGCGCCGCGUCUGCUUCCUCGACAUCAGACAGCCCGAGACCCAAAAGUGGGAGAGCGGACGCCAGGCCAUGCAAGACACCCUGCACCUGGAGAAGUGCGUCCACCAGAGCCUCCUCGACCUGCACCAGCUGGCCAUUGAGAGCUGCGACGCCGACCUGUGCCACUGCCUGGGGACCGGCUACCCGGACCAGCAGGUCAAGUUCAUCAAGGAGCUGGAGGACCAUGUCAGCAGCCUGAGCAACGCGGGGUCCCCGGAAGGUGCCCUGGCAGAGUACUUCUCUGACAAGCUCACCCUGGGUGAUGGCGACAAGGAGGACUGAGCCUGGACUGGACUUUCCCCUGAGUCCUGGGUGAGUGCCCACGGUCACCCUGCCUGCCAUGAAGUCUGCAGUAUUGCCCUUGCAGAAUAAGUUCACUUAAGUUUUCCUUCUUUCAGUGUUGCCAGUUCUUCCAGUAAACUAAUUGCUUCCUAAAGAAAUAAAGGUCCCUUGUUGAUUCACGCGUGCAAACCCUUCACCUUUCACGUUUUAAAACAGGUAUCUGGGAGUCUCUUGAGUUACCAAAUGCCCUGUCCACAGGAAGCUCAGCAUCUCCACAGAGGGAGGG